AUGGCGGGCGUUGCUACCAAUUCCCGCGAUUUUAUUGUUGCAACAAAAUAUAAACUAAUUCGUAAAAUAGGUUCUGGCUCAUUUGGUGACAUAUAUCUGGCUAUAAAUAUCACAAAUGGUGAAGAAGUUGCUGUUAAAAUGGAGUCCAGCAAGGCACGCCAUCCACAGCUGCUUUAUGAGAGCAAGGUAUACAAAAUUCUGCAGGGUGGAGUUGGUAUACCGCACAUACGAUGGUAUGGUACGGAACGCGAAUACAAUGUCUUGGUGAUGGACUUAUUAGGUCCUUCAUUAGAGGAUCUAUUCAAUUUUUGCAGUCGUCGUUUUACAAUGAAGACCGUGCUAAUGCUAGCAGAUCAAAUGAUUGGACGCAUUGAAUAUGUUCACGUUAAAAAUUUUAUUCAUAGAGACAUCAAGCCUGAUAAUUUUAUGAUGGGUAUAGGACGACACUGCAAUAAAUUAUUUUUAAUUGAUUUCGGUUUGGCUAAAAAAUAUCGUGACUCACGUACGCGAGCUCACAUCCCGUAUCGGGAAGAUAAGAAUUUGACGGGAACAGCUCGAUAUGCAUCAAUCAACGCACAUCUGGGUAUUGAGCAGUCACGACGAGAUGAUAUGGAAUCACUCGGAUAUGUUUUAAUGUACUUCAACAAGGGAACACUUCCAUGGCAAGGUCUAAAAGCUGCAACAAAGAAACAAAAAUAUGAGAAAAUCAGCGAAAAGAAAAUGUCCACACCUGUUGAGGUGUUGUGCAAAGGAUUUCCGGCAGAAUUUGCUAUGUAUUUAAAUUACACUCGCGGUCUGCGAUUCGAUGAAGCACCCGAUUACAUGUAUUUGCGGCAGUUGUUUCGUAUUCUGUUUAGAACUUUGAAUCAUCAGUAUGAUUAUACAUUUGAUUGGACAAUGCUGAAACAGAAAGCGGCACAGCAUACAGCGGCAGCACUUGCUUUGGCUGGUUCGGGACAAGGUGGUGCGCAAUCGGGCACUGCUCCAGGUGUAUGA
This is a messenger RNA of Brugia malayi, 996 nucleotides long. RefSeq lists its product as uncharacterized. Bases 1 to 996 code for a protein of 331 amino acids. Gene Ontology annotation, cellular component: cytoplasm; nucleus. The record is from RefSeq and is a predicted model, not a curated record. Gene Ontology annotation, biological process: negative regulation of canonical Wnt signaling pathway; peptidyl-serine phosphorylation; signal transduction. Lineage: Eukaryota; Metazoa; Nematoda; Chromadorea; Rhabditida; Onchocercidae. The transcript is spliced from 8 exons. Gene Ontology annotation, molecular function: protein serine/threonine kinase activity; ATP binding.